Molecule: messenger RNA, 2639 nt
Organism: Nelumbo nucifera (sacred lotus)
Lineage: Eukaryota; Viridiplantae; Streptophyta; Magnoliopsida; Proteales; Nelumbonaceae
Gene: MEF19
Product: mitochondrial editing factor 19
Biological process (GO): RNA modification
Cellular component (GO): intracellular membrane-bounded organelle
Molecular function (GO): protein binding; RNA binding
Source: RefSeq, a predicted model, not a curated record
CUCCAGCAGUUGUGUACUUUUCUCUUGUGGGCCAAGGCGGGUCACGGGUUGGUUUCCAUCUAUUCUCUUCUUUGAUUUCAGUUAUGCAGGUAGUAGGCACCAUGCCACAGCCAACCAUGAAGCCGCUUUGAUGCCGUGAUGGGUGGGUGGUUGGAGAUAGUCUCCGUGGUUGAAUGCGAAACACAUGCUGCAGCGCAAACAAGAUGUUUGUCUUUUGUUAUGACUGUUGGAAUACCAAGUAGUCACUAGUGUGUAGUGACCACUAACCACAUACCAUUACUGUGGUGGGCGUGGCGAUAGAGUUCAACAUCAAGCCGGAACUCAUACAGCAAUAUGCCGUGGUUUGGAAGUUGACAUUUUAACAAACACCUUUCAUGCUGUUAUCAAUCAUAUUAUCAUAGCCCCAGUGCGGAAUUGUCUUGCAAAAGAGACACGGAAAGAUACAUCCCCACUUGCAAAUUUUCAAUGGGGAGGUGAAAAUUUGAGUUCGUCAAUUCUUUCUUUUACUUCCCAUUAAAAUCUAAAUUAUGGUGCAGAUGUACUCCUUCAAAACUAUAAUAAAUUUGAGAGUUUGAGGAGGAAGACCAAGUGGUUCUUUGAGCUGAUUGAAUUUGAUAAUUAGUUUUUUUUUUUUUAUUUGUAAUGGAAAUUGAUGGACCUACAUUUACAUGGCCAACGCAACAGUCAUGACGAAACACGGCCGCACAAUCCUCUCUCUUCUGGAAAAAUGCAGAAGCAUGAGAGAGCUGAAACAAUUACAUGGGCUGAUGAUCACCACCUCACUCGACAGAAGCAUUGUCCCCUUGAGCAGGCUUAUCGAUUUCUGCGUGAACGCUGAAUCUGGCGACCUCGGCUACGCGGCAUUAGUUUUCAUCCAAGUCGACCGGCCCAGCGUAUACAUAUGGAAUUCCAUGAUCAGAGGCAACUGUAACUAUAACAACCCAGAUGGGGCUUUGUCCAUGUAUAAGAAGAUGCAACAUCGGGGCUAUUCGCCGGACCAUUUCACCUUCCCCUUUGUGCUUAAAGCUUGUGCGAUGGUUAAUGAUCAUAAUUAUGGGACGUGUGUUCACAGUCGGAUUGUGAAAACUGGGUUCGAGUCGGAUAUGUAUGCUUCUGUUAGCUUAACGCACAUGUACGUAUGUUGUGCCGAUAUGGAGGCCGGAGAAAGGCUGUUUGGGAAAACUCCCAAGUGGAAUGUAGUGGCUUGGACUACUCUGAUUGCUGGAUACGUCAACAAUAACCGCCCAAGCAAGGCUAUAAGAGUAUUCAAAGAAAUGGACCUUCAGAAAAUCGAGCCGAACGAGAUCACCUUGGUAAACGUUUUAGUUGCCUGUGCACAGAAUAGAGACAUAGAAAGUGGAAGAUGGGUCCAUGAACGUGUUCGCCAAAGUGGGUUUGAUCCAUUCCGAUCAAAUGCAAAUGCAAAUUCAAAUGUCGUUCUUGCCACAGCCCUCAUGGACAUGUACGCGAAAUGUGGUAGCUUAAAGGUGGCAAGGGAUCUGUUCGAUAAGAUGCCUCAAAGAAAUGUUGUUGCUUGGAAUUCCAUGAUAGGUGCCUAUAAUCAAUACGGCCGGGCAACCCAUGCCCUGAAUCUCUUCCUGCAAAUGCAAAUGGCCGGGUUUGAGCCGGACGAAGGGACCUUUUUAAGUGUGCUGGGGGCCUGUGCCCAUCUGGGAGCUCUGGGUCUGGGUCAAGGACUCCACGCUCAUGUGGAGAAGACCAACAUUGGCAAAGAUGUUGCUAUAGGAACUUGUCUCAUGGACAUGUACGCUAAAGCAGGAGACACACGGAGUGCAGUCCAUGUAUUUAGGAGUUUGCCAGAGAAAGAUGUGAAGGCAUGGACAAGUAUGAUCAUAGGCUUAGCGAUGCAUGGUCAUGGCGAGGAGGCACUAAGUCUGUUGAAAGAAAUGCAAGGGAGUGAUGAUGUUACCCCUGAUCACAUCACAUACAUUGGAGUUCUGUGCGCAUGUAGCCAUGCAGGGUUGGUUGAUGAGGGCUACAAACACUUCAACUCAAUGAGGAAUGUGUAUGGCAUAGAGCCCACGAUAGAGCACUACGGCUGCAUGGUUGAUCUUUUGAGUCGAGCUGGCCGCCUGAAGGAGGCGGAACAGCUGGUUGAGACGAUGCCCAUGGAGCCGAACCUAGCCAUUUGGAGUGCUCUUCUGAAUGGUUGUGAGGUCCAUGGCAAUGUCGAGUUGGCUGAUCGAGUGGGAAGGCAUGUAACCCAGUUGGAGGGUCAGGGUGGCGGAGUUUAUGUGCUGCUUUCCAAUAUAUAUGCUCAGGCAGGAAGAUGGCAGAGAGUGAACAUGACUAGACAGUUGAUGAGGCUUAAAGGGAUUGAGAAAACUAUAGGAUGUAGUUCCAUACUUCCAUUGAGUUCAUCAUGAAUUCCCUCCAAAGGGGUUGUUUGGGUGUUUAUUUUUCAUUUUUUCUUUUUAGAUCCUAAAGUUUGGUUAUCGUAUCGGGAGCACCCUGAUACGCCCCAACAGAGGGCGUGUCAGGGUUUUGGCUGGUUGAGACUUGAGAGGUGGAGGUACCUUAAACUGGCCCCCUGAAAGUUUUAAAAAAUAAUACUUAUACUGCCUAAUACGCCUUGAUAUUAAGCUUUUACUAAUGGACUAAUGUGAUGAUUUGAACAA